AUGGACCAAACCUCCGAGCCUAAUGCCGCCGCGAUGCACAACGUUCAGCGUCGCCGCGGCUCUGUGGGCACCUCCCAGCUCUUUGAUAACAUUGUGUCCACUUCCAACUUUGACCGAGAUGAAGUGGAUCGUUUGCGGAAACGUUUCAUGAAGCUUGAUAAGGACGCCUCCGGCACCAUCGACCGAGACGAGUUCCUCUCCUGCCGCAGAUCUCUUCCAACCCGCUUGCCACUAGGUUCGUUUAUUCGCCGUUCGCAGGGCGCCUAUCGCGGGACAAAAAUUAAUGUGGGGUUUCUUUUCAGAAUGAUCGCCAUCUUCGACGAGGACGGUGGGGGGGACGUUGAUUUCCAGGAGUUCGUCACUGGUUUGUCGGCCUUCAGCUCGAAGGGUAACAAGCAGGAGAAGUUGCGCUUCGCCUUCCGCGUCUACGAUAUCGACCGCGACGGAUAUAUCUCCAACGGCGAGCUCUUCAUUGUGCUCAAGAUGAUGGUUGGUAACAACCUGAAGGACAUUCAGCUGCAGCAGAUCGUCGACAAGACCAUCAUGGAAGCCGACCAGGACGGCGACGGCAAGAUCAGCUUUGAAGAGUUUACGCACAUGGUGGAGAGCACAGAUGUGAACUUGAGCAUGACUUUGAGUAGGUACCUUUCCAGUGACAACCUCCGUUGGGAUGCUGACAUAUAA
Molecule: messenger RNA, 684 nt
Organism: Penicillium maclennaniae
Lineage: Eukaryota; Fungi; Ascomycota; Eurotiomycetes; Eurotiales; Aspergillaceae
Gene: cnaB
Product: calcineurin regulatory subunit B
Exons: 3
Coding region: 1-684 (227 amino acids)
Molecular function (GO): calcium ion binding; calcium-dependent protein serine/threonine phosphatase regulator activity
Source: RefSeq, a predicted model, not a curated record